CCUCUGCAUUGGACCUGCUGCAGUUCUGGAAAGAGGCAGCCCUGGUUGGGCCAGGCUUGGGGGAAGGCUUUGGGGCAGGAGCAGGGGACAGCACAGGCUUGGCCAUACUUGUAUCUCAGUGAUGCCCACCCUUUCAGUGUUCUUGGAUGUGCCCCUAGCCCAGAAGCUAGAGGGCAGCUUAUUAAAGACCUACAAGCAAGACGAUUGUCCUAACAAGAUGUUCCUGGCCUAUAAAGUCUGUAUGAGUAACAAAGGCCAGCCCUGGGUUUCUUCCGUGGUGCGCAAGACCCGACUGCAGAUUGCACAGGAUCCCUCUUUGAACUACGAGUACAUGCCAGUGAUGGGCAUGAAAUCAUUCAUCCAGGCCUCCUUGAAACUCCUCUUUGGAAGGCACAACCAAGUCAUUGUGGAGAACAGGGUAGGGGGUGUGCACACUGUUGGUGACAAUGGUGCCUUCCAACUUGGGGCCCAAUUCCUCAAAAUUUGGCAUCAAGAUUCUCAAGUAGUUUACAUUAUUUCUUCUAGAAAAGAGCCACAUGGACUCGUCUUCCAGGACAUGGGCUUUAAAGUUUCCGAAUACUCCUUCUGGGACCCCAAGAAGCUGCGCAUGGACCCCAACGUGCUUCUCAAUGUGGUGGAGCAGGCCCCACAUGGCUGUAUCUUCGUGAUCGGGAACACUGGUGACUGCAAGUUGACACAAAGUCAGUGGGCAAGGUUGAUGGCCAGCAUGAAGAGAAAGCAGAUAUUCCCAUUUUUUGACAUUCCCUAUCAAGGCUUAUCCACCGGGGACCUGGAAGAAGAUACUAAUUUCUUACAAUACUUUGUGUCUCAAGGCUUUGAGUUCUUCUGCAGCCAGUCCAUGUCCAAGACUUUUGGCAUCUAUGAUGAAGGAGUGGGGAUCCUGGUCGUGGUGGCACUCAACAACCAGCUCCUGCUAUGUGUCCUCUCCCAGCUGAUGACACUCACCCGGGCCCUGUGGCUAAACUCUCCCAGUAGGGGUGCUCGCAUUAUCACCUCCAUCCUCUGUAACCCUGCUCUUCAGGGAGAAUGGAAGCACAGCCUGAAAGGACUUGUAGAGGACAUCAUGCUGACCAAGGAAAAGGUGAAGGAGAAGCUCCGGCUCCUGGGAACCCCUGGUUCCUGGGAUCACAUCACGGACCAGAGUGGGCCCCAUAGCUACCUUGGACUCAACUAUUUCCUACGAACCAAUCCUCACUCCCUUCCUGUGGGAAAACAGAGGCAAUGCCAUAAAAACGAAUCAAGUACUGACACAGGCUACGACCUGGACGAAUCUCAAAGACACAAGGCUACGUGUAAGAAACCAGACACAAAAGGCCACAUAUUGUAUGAUUCCAUGUACAUGAAAUGCAAAUCUACAGAGACAGAAAGCAGAUUAGCGUUUGCCAGGGGCCGGGAAAGAGGAAUUGGACUGAUUGCUCAUAGGCAUGGGGUUUCUUUUUCGGGUGAUGGAAAUGUUCCGGCAUCAGUGGCGAUGGUUACACAACACAGCGAAGAUUAACCACUGCCCUGCACACUUGAACAUGGCUAAUUUUAUGUUAUGUG
This is a messenger RNA of Panthera uncia (snow leopard), 1563 nucleotides long. RefSeq names its product glutamic-oxaloacetic transaminase 1 like 1 (gene GOT1L1). Gene Ontology annotation, cellular component: cytosol. The transcript is spliced from 9 exons. Gene Ontology annotation, molecular function: pyridoxal phosphate binding; L-aspartate:2-oxoglutarate transaminase activity. Gene Ontology annotation, biological process: L-aspartate biosynthetic process. Bases 122 to 1519 code for a protein of 465 amino acids. The record is from RefSeq and is a predicted model, not a curated record. NCBI's taxonomy places the organism in Eukaryota, Metazoa, Chordata, Mammalia, Carnivora, Felidae.